Messenger RNA from Labrus mixtus (cuckoo wrasse), 6272 nucleotides. RefSeq names its product tectonin beta-propeller repeat containing 2 (gene tecpr2). Gene Ontology annotation, molecular function: protein binding. The coding region runs from base 231 to 4280 and encodes 1349 amino acids. The record is from RefSeq and is a predicted model, not a curated record. NCBI's taxonomy places the organism in Eukaryota, Metazoa, Chordata, Actinopteri, Labriformes, Labridae. The transcript has 27 exons.
GACCAGCAGGGGGCGCAGUUUGUUGACAGCCGCUCAGCAUCAGUAUGAAGCUGUCAGACAGACAGACAGACAGACAGGGCGAUGUCACCUCUCCGCUCUAUAAUAACCUGCUGCUGUCAUUAAAACAUCUGUAAGAACAUCAGGGCGGAAUCCUCUCUGUAAUACCUGAGUUAUUAAAUGGAGGAUCUGAACUGACUUUCAGGACCAGCUGAGUCCAGCUGGGAAGAAAGAUGGCGGCCCAGCCAAACCCACCGCCGUCUGUCUUGAGGGAGUUUUGCCCGCUCUACUACCUGCUGAACGCCAUCCCAGCCAAGGUGCAACGAGGCUUCAGGUCGGUCUUGGUCUACCUGACCGCUCUGGACAGCAGCAAUGACUUCCUGGCGGUGGGCAGCAGCAUCGGCAUGCUCUACCUGUACUGUCGCCGCCUCGCUCACAUGAACAAGUACAGCCUGGAGGGUAAGAGUGAUGCUAUCACUGCUGUGAAGCUGCUCAGCUGCUUUGAUGAUCUGGUUGCCGUGGGAACAGCUUCAGGUCGAGUGGCAGUCUUCCAGCUGGUGUCUCCACUUCCUGGUCGAAACAAACAGUUGAGGCGUUUCGAUGUGGUCGGCCUCCAUAAAGGCUCUGUGACGUCGUUGGCGUGGAGCACAAACGGUAUGAAACUUUUCUCUGGAGACGAUAAAGGGCGCGUUGUGUUCUCCUCUCUGGACCUGGACCAGGGUGUGUGUAAACCUGUGCUGCUGUUGGAGGAGUCCUCAGGUGUGGUUCAGAUGGAGUACAGUCACCAGGUGCUGCUGGUCUCCACCCAGCACAGAUCUCUACUUUUCUGCACACAGAAACAGGAAGUCCUGCAGCUGGGCACCAAGCCCCGCAAGAGCAGCGGCAGGUACGGAGCCUGCUUCCUGCCGGCUCUCUGCAAACAGAGCGAUCUUCAGGUGUUCGCUGCUCGUCCUGGACUCAGACUGUGGAGGUCUGACAUCAGAGGACAGGUGGAGGACACCCGACUCCUCAAACCGCUUUUUAACACACAGAUCCCUCAGUUUGACCUGUUUCCUCGUCCUGGUCCAAUCGGAGCCUACCGUCCGGCAGACAGACACCUUGGUCUGCUCAGCUGUUUCCUCAGAGAGGGCUGGAUCCUCAGUUGGAACGAGUACAGCCUCUACGUCCUCGACUGUCUCAAUGAGGUGAUAAUCGGCGCGUUAGAGAGCAGUGGAGACAUCGUGUCUGUGUCGUGUUGUGAUAAUGAGAUCUUCAUCCUGAAAGGAGACAGAGACAUCAUCCGUCUGUCCAACAGCCCAGAGGGGCUGGCCUCCAACUUGUCCGAGCUCUCCAUCAGGCUGACCUCACCUUUGACCACGCCCACUAUCCUCCCACCAACCGGAUCAGUGGAAACAGCUCAGCCAAUCAGAACCAUGGCUAUCAUCGUAGAGGGUGGGGGGAGGGAGGAGGGGGGGGGAGGAGGAGGUUGGGUUAGGCAGGGUGAGGAAGGAGAGAGAGAUGAAGAUGAGGAAGGAGUGGAGGAUGUGGAGGAGGCGGAGGAGCAGCUGGAGGUGACCGAGCAGCUUGGGCAGCGGUCGAGGUUGUUCACCAGCAGCUCUCGCAGCCGCAGUAGCUCAGUCACUUCCUGGGACGGUCUCCAUGGAAACACCCUGGCAACCGCUUCCAGUGAGCUGAGCUCCAGACGUUACAGCGCCCCUCUCGGUCAGGGGGAGAUGCAGCAGGAGCUGGUGGUGAAGGCCAUCAGAGUGAAGAAGAGGAGGAGGAGACGUCAAGACAGUAGCAGUGGGAACCGUCUCUCUGAGAGCAGCUGUUCAGACUCCAUGUUUGUAGUCCAGGACAGCAGCUGCAGUGACGGAGGGAGUGGAACUCCUCUGAGCGACAGAGCCUCCCUCGUUGGUCUGGACCUGCACAACCAGGACUCUCCAGAGUCAAACCAGGACUCACUGGAGGCCACAGGUGUGAAGGAUGGAGUGGAGGCAGGGUCUUCCUCCAAACAGUCCAGCUCCCUCCUCCCUUCGGGCUCCUUGUUCCUCCAGGGUCUGGAGAACCCAGGAAAGGUCUGUGCUCCUGGGGCAGAGGGAGAAGUCCCCCCGACCCCGGAUGUCGACCUGCUGCUUGAGUGCACUUUCUCUUACAUGCACAACACUGAGGACGGUGAUGGACAGGAGCAGCAGCCAAUGGAGGAGAAUGAGGAUGAGUUUCUGAGUCCCCUGAUUGGACCAGAGGAGGAUGAAGAGGACGAUGACUUGGCACCCCCUGCUGGUGUGAUGGACCAGAUGUUUUACUCCACUGUUUCCAAUCUGGAAAGAAAACCCAGCAUGUCCAGUGAUGAGGAGGGCGACAUCUACUGUCCGUCUCUGCCCCCUGCAGGAGACGUCCUCACCUGUCCGUCCAAUCAGACAGCUGACGGGCAGGUGGACCAAGACCCUCAGGACAGAGACACACACAAACCUGACCAGUUGGCAGAGAGCUGGAUGGGAUACUCAGGACCAGGAUGUGGAAUUCUGAGCCUGCAGGUGACAGACAGGUACGUGUGGUGUCUGGAUUUUAAAGGAGGACUGUUCUGCAGCAUUCUGCCUGAAGCUGGACUCAACUGGUCGAGAUUUGAAGACAACGUCCACCAGGUGGCGUUAUCACCUUCAGGUAAUUUGCUGUGGAAGGUGGAGCAGAAGAGCAUGACAGCAUUUGCGUGUGCUAAAGUUUCGGUGAAAGGAAAACGUCACUGGUACAAAGCUGUGGAGCAGACGGCCUUCGUGGCUCUGAGUGACGAUUCGGCCUGGAUCAUCAGGACCAACGGAGACCUCUACCUGCAGACAGGUCUGAGCGUGGACCGGCCCUGUGCUCGCUCGGUGAAGGUGGAAUCGCCCUGUGUGUUUAGCCAGGUGUGUGUGAGAGGGGGCGUGGUCUGGGCUCUAAGCGAACACAAAGCUUUGUUCUACAGAGAAGGACUGAACAGCUUCUGCAGCGAGGGCGAGGGCUGGAAGUACGACACCGUCAGUGAGGCUCAGGGUCUGGAGUUGAUGUGUGUUGCCCUGGGUGAUGGAGGUACAGCCUGGGCGCUGGAUGCGAGCGGGAGCCUCUGGUUCAGGACCGGGAUCAGCUCGUCCAGACCUCAAGGCGAGGACGACCACUGGUGGCAGAUCAGUAUUUCGGACUACGUGGUCUUCGAUCAGGGCAGUCUGUUCCAGACGCUGCUUCAGGCCACUCAGAGUGUUGCCACGGUAACCAGAGCGCCCGUGGAGCGGGUGGUGGCCUUCCUGUCUCAGUAUUCGCAGUGCCAGCCGAGCCUGGUCAGUGCCAACGCCAGCGGGGUCUGGGUCGCCUCAGGACGCAACCAGCUGCACCUGGCCCGGGGCAGUCUUGUGGGAACUUUCUGGCAGAACGUCGUUCCAAGAGGAACCGUGUCAGCGACCAGGUGGACCUUCAUCACGUCGUCAGCUGUUCCUCACAGAGAAGGUACGUUCCUGUGGUUGGCUCAGAGCAGGAAGGAUCUGUUCUGUGUUUGGGACCAGGAUGGAGAGCUCCGCCCCUCCUCUGUUCCUCUUCCACCUGAGGUGGAGCUGACUCACCUGUCGGCCUGUCGUGAUGCUCUGUGGGGUCUGGACUCUCACGGUCGAAUCUGUAUCCGAACACUGUCUCCUACCUGUCCCGCCGGACUUCACUGGACCCCCCUGGACCAAAGUCAGCUUGGAGGUGUGCGUCUGGUCAGUGUGAGCUGUGGCAGUCAGAACGUCUGGGCCGUGGACAGCCGAGGGGUCGUUUACUUCAGAGUGGGAACGCAACCUCUGAACCCGAGCAUGAUGCUGCCGGCAUGGAUCCAGAUAGAUCCACCUGCACAGCCAAUAGGAGUGCAGCUGGUCAGCAUUCAGACAAGUCCUAACGAUCGUCUCCUCUGGGCAUUGGACAACAGAGGAAGCGUCUUCGUCAGGACAGGACUCAGUGACGAGAUGCCUGUGGGGACGGACUGGGAGCUGGUGCCAGGUCUAGCUGUCAGCCAGCUGGUCCUGAGCUCUUGGACAGUUUGGGUUCGGUGUGUAAACGGAGAUCUGGCUCGACGUUACGGCGUCUCUGACAGAAACCCUGCUGGGGAUUACUGGAAGAAGAUCCCUGGAAACGCCAACUGGUUCACAGUGACCCCUGAGGACGAGUUGUGGGCGGUGACUCUGAUUGGUGGAUUGUCCCGUCGCCUGACAAAGCUCCUCCCACAGACCCCCUGUAGGCCCGCCCCCUCGGGCCCCUCCCUCACAGCAGACGACGUUGAGGACGAAUGGGAGCUCAUCUGAGCUGUGACAUCACUUUGUCUGAUGUGGGAGGGACGCUGUGAUGUCAUAGUGACAUCAUUUUAUUAAUAAACUUCCUACUGAGGUGAGGUACAUACUUCCUGUCUGUACCUGGCUUCUUCCUGACACUAAUUGGGAUGGUGACAUCACUUCCUGUGAAUUAAAUUCUUUUGAGGAAUGUACUUAAACAAGAUGGCCCCCACACAGGAAACCCAGGUGGCUGCUGGGAAGUGAAGUGAACUCAAACUGUGUUUUAUUUGUUCUAAUAGGAAGCACUUUAAUCUCUGAAGGGACACUGGACUAACGAUAAACUGGUUCUGACUGGUUCUAAAGCUGCACUGACUUCCUCUGAUCUGGUUCAGUCCGGUUCUAACCCGAACUAACUUGAUCCUAAACUUUGACCUCUAAGCUCAAGUUCAGCCGGGAACCGGCCGCUUUAGUUCGGUAGAUUGGCUGUAGCUGGUUGUUAGUAUUUCAGCGUCGCUUCUGUGUAGGUCUAACUGGUUUUAACUGGUUUUAACAGGUUCUGAUGUGUUGCAAACGGUUCUAACUGGUUCAGACCAGCUCAAACGGGUUCUGAUUGGUCUUAAGCUGGCCAUUUUGAUAUAAUUGGGUUCAGUGUGGUUGUACUAUAUUUGGGGAAGUCAAAGGGACGAUUAACUGCAAAGGGAAAUCUGAACAUUUAAACUAGUUCUAACUGGUUCUAACUGGUUCAAACCAGUUUGAAAUCUUCCAGAGUUCCCAGUUUUGUUGAGUCUGAUGAACCUGGUCUGGUUCUAAAUGAGGAAAUUAAAGGGGCAUUUUGUUACAGAGGAUUAUUUUACAUUUAUUUUAAACCAGUUCAAACCAGUUCACAGUUUAGACUGGAUCCAGCUAGUUUGAACUCGUUCUGAGGUUUUUAUCCCAGUCUAGUUUAGUCUGAGACACUAAAGGGACAUUUUAGUCCAGAGUCAUGUAUUUACUCAAAUCCAGUUUAGUCUGGUUCAGACCAGCUCAAACUGGAUCAUAUAAUCCCAGUUCUGUGAGUCCAUUUCUGGACAGUUCAGGAUUUAAAGGGAAGUUUCACUGCACAGAACCUUUUUCUGCAGUUUGUUCUGGUUCUACUGGAUCAGUGUAGGUUAUACUGAGUAAAACCAGUUCAAACUGGUUCUCGCGUGCUGGUGUGCUCAUCCUGCGCUCUGCUUAAUGGGUCACAGAGCAGAAUCAGCUUCAAGCUAAAUAAAAAAGGAACAUUUCAAACUGUUUGACCAGAAUCCGGGAAUUUAACGAAGUAAGAAUCUUCUGGAGUUUAUUAUUUAUCAAGAGCAACAACCAAAUAUUAAAAUCUUUGAAAUACUUAUUUAAUACCUGUACACGAGUCGGCAGAGACCAGUAUAAACCAGUUUAAUCCACUUUAAAGCGGUUUAUACUGGUUUCCAGCAUUGACUCCACCCCCCUGACAGGAACCAGAUCACACUGACGUGACAGUUCUGCCGCCUGAUUCCAGAUACAGAUUAAUCUGGGACAACGCCUGAAUGUCAGUCUGAUAGUUACCAUGGUAACAGGCAGAAGCCCAGCCCACUGGGACUGAUCCAUUAAAAAAAACUGUAAAAAUGUAAAUUUGAUGAACGCCUGUUUGUGUUUGUUUUCAAACAAGUUUAAAGCAUUCAUCUGACAUGAGAUUUAAAGUUAAACCUGGACUCUGGUGGACUUGGGAGGUCUCUGGUGGACUCAGGGGGACUCUAGUGGACUUUAUUUGACCCUUGUGGAUCCUCGUGGACCCUUGCGGACUCUGCAAAUGUUCAGGUCUCCCGUCUGAACUGGAUCUGUACUAAGAUGAAAAAGUAAACUCGUCGUCCUCUCUCUUCCUCGUGCUCACAUCGUUGCCAUGGCAACCCGAGCAGCUGUGCCGCUGUUGUGAUGUCAUCCUGCUGUCUCCUGCUGACCGAUAAGAAUUCAGUGUAAACUCACCUGUGUAAUUUCAUCCAUUAACUCAAUAAACCUGUUUAAACACUG